GUUUCCGUAAUUCUCGUUUUUUAGUACAACCACUAUGCGGUAAAAUUUGAAAAUAUAGGCUCCAAUUUUAAGAAUCAUUGAUACCAUGAGAUCUGUACGAACAACUUAUAAACGUCAUCGAACUGAUCCUGGCGAAGAGCCAACUUCGGCGAACGACAGAGAGGAUUCGUUAAAGUUCACAUGGCGAGUGUACAGAUCUACGCCUCUGUAUCACUUUUUUUUGGAAGAUUUCAACAGGUAUUCAGGAUCGUUGACUACGUUCUUAAAACUCGAGACACAAAAGAGCACUGAAGAAGCUAACGAGGAUAGUUCGGUUAUCGAUGAGGCUCAAUUUAGUCGUUUAUUAGGCUUUAAGAUCUUAAAAGAUGAUGAAGAUGCAUUCCGUAUCAUAGUCAAAGGACAGAAUGAGAAAGAAAAUAAAAUAUUAUUAGAAGUUAUAUUCUCAUCUCUGAAUGAUCAUUUCCUUCCAAGACAUUUAAAAACACAGUUCGCUUAUUAUCCCUUGGUACUUGUGAAAGGUUUAGUAUGGGCUAGAGAACAGUUUAUCUCAUGGUUUCAGGCGGCAUUUGACUGCACUAUCAGAGCUCAGCACAUUUCACCGUAUAAUUUAUCGUGUCUAUUGGCUUUACUUGGAAGUGAAGAGCCAGAACUAAAACGAUUAAAGACUAAGCCUAUUAUGCUAAGUUAUGAAUUUCCCUCAAAAAACGUCAAAGAAAUUCCAUUAGAAUUUGACAGGCAAACUUUUCUUAAUCUAUUUAAAACCGCUAUAAAAGAAAAUAAAGAGGAAAUUACGCGGCAAGAUGUAGGCAGAUUGAUGAAGAUUAUUCACGAAUUUUUUGAAGAUAAUAUCAACAUUCGUUUAACCAGGCUAAUGCUAUCAAAAAUAUCACUACCUGGUAUAAUGAUAUCAUCGGAUGGAAGAUUAAAGUUGUUUGAAGAAAGUAUGAUCCUCCCAGUUCUAAAGUUUAUUAGUGAUAUUAUUACAGACGAAUUUAAGAAAUUUAGCUAUUUUGAAAUAGUUAUUGUUGGUUUUCUUGCUCAUAAAACUACUGUAAACAUUGAAGGUUUAAAGAUACUUAGAGCCUUUAGAACUUUAAGAACUUUACGAACAGUAUCUUUCAUCAAAGGACUUCAAGUACUAGUAAGAGCUUUGGUAGAUACUAUUAAAAGAUGGUUAAUUAAUAUUAUACUGUUACUACUUUUGUUAAUGUAUAUUUUUGGCAUAAUGGGCUAUUACUUAUUCGGUACUGGCGAGGGUUCUGAUAAGGAACAUUGGGGUUCGAUAUCAAAGGCGAUGAUGUCGCUAUUCACAUACGUUAGCGUUGAUGGUUGGACAGAUAUUCAAGAAUCAAUGGAUAAGAAGGGAUAUAAAUUUAGCAGACUCUUUACAAUCUCUUUUAUAUUUAUAGGUAAUUUUAUUUUUACUAAUGUCUUUAUUGGCGUCAUUAUAAUGAGCAUCAAUCAAUCUACUGAGAAAAAACAAUUAACUGAAAGAAAGGCUAUUGUACAACAUAGGAAACAAGAGCUGAUGCAUAGGCAAUUUAGAAAAUAUCAGCAAAUUCUUGAAAGAAAAAAAAAGGGAAAAUUUAAAAAUGUUGAAGAGUUUAUUGAAAAUUUUGGUCGUACUCUUUCACACAACGCAUCUGUAUUCACUGCUGAUAAAUGCGGCAAUAAAUUAUGGCUUGAGAUAUUCCUUGUAAGUUUAGGUCUAUUGGACGAUACCAUGCACGGCCUGCAGCAAUUGUACUUUGAGAUGGCGUCAGUGCUCUCUUCAGAAUACGAGAAUAGACUAAGAAGGGGAUUGAAAGUUGAAAAUGUAAAAGUUAGGCCUAAUUGCGAAAGAUCAGGAGUAGAACAAAAUGAAGAGGUUAGGCUAAAAAAAAUAAUUAAAGCCUAUGAUUUUCAUGAAACUAAAAGGCUGCAUACAAACACAAAAUCGAUAUCGAAAGAAGAUUAAAAGUUUAUUAAUUAUGCUUUUUGCUUUCUCUUUCUUCAUCCUGUCCAUUGUCCUCUAUUUUAAAAGCCUAAAGAAAGAUUUUUACCAAGUGAAAGCGCCAUCUGCCUCCAGACAUUUCUUUAUUAGAAAGAAAAUUGAAUAAAAAAUAAGAUUAUCACCUGUA
Dimorphilus gyrociliatus is the source of this 2120-nucleotide messenger RNA. NCBI's taxonomy places the organism in Eukaryota, Metazoa, Annelida, Polychaeta, Dinophilidae. The record is from the annotation of a GenBank genome assembly.